UACACUCGCACACCGACGGUAUCAUCAAUCGUGUCUGUUUUUCUCCGUAAAAAAAAAACAAAAUAUAGGUAUUGAAAAAAAUAUCGCCAAGAGUCGUCGACUCGUCGUGAACGGCCGACGGUUGCGCGCGUGUUGGUGCUCCGCUAUCCAAUUACGGCGGGCGUGCGUUUGAUUUGUGCAAGCGAGUAAGCUGGGCGGCUGUGCAGUUGUGAUGGCGAUUAGGUAACCGACAGUUUAGUCGAUUCUGGGUUUAAUUAUUUUUUGAGCGCCCACGGAAUUCCCCGAAUCGAAUAUACGACGCUCGCAAGCUAGCCCUUGCAACACGAGUAUCAAGAAACCAUCGCUGUGUACACGUGAUGAAUGCAAUUGUCGUGGACGGUUCUGAACAGACGACUGCCUCUGUUGCCACUAUUACCAUCGAUUGCAAGACCAAGACGCCAUAGCUGUCGGCCAGCAGGCCGACAUCUAGUAAGAUAGUCACUAACUGAGUGCUAUGCAUCGUGUCAAUGUUGUCGGUAGUGGUGGCGGAAGUAGUCGUCGCUCCACUGUGGUUGUUGAAGAGUCUGAUGUGACGGCGUCAACGACAUUUGUGGGAGUAGACGAACAUGAUGACGACUUUGCUGUAGACGACAAAGCAGCAACAACAACUCUUAUUUAUGUCAAGAAAGAAAGUAUGGAUGAUGAUGAUGACAAUAAUCAUCAACUGAUUCAAUUGCAGCAUCAACAGCAACACGACACAAACGAAAUAGAAGAUAUGUAUCGUCGUCACCGCCGCCCUAGAUUAACUGCAGCAGCCGCUAAACAUCAACAACUUCAGAUUCAACAUAAUCAGCAAUUUGAUAACAUCACAUCAUCAUCAGUAUCAACCACCACUGCCAAUCGCCAAGAACGACUUAUGCUAGUGUCUGUUGAUUCUGCUAAUAUUGGAAACAGCCGACACCGCCAACCAUCAUCGAUUGCUCAAUUUUGUUGUUCAAGCACUACUGCAGCAGCAGGGAUACAACAACAGCAUCAACACCAUCAUAACCAACAACAACAACAGCAGCAACAAAUUCCUCCUACUACUGUUGUAAUGAUCAAAGAAGAAGAUGUCUCCAUGUCAGCCGUUGUUGGUGGUGACAGCUUACAUCACCAUCAUCAUCAUCAUCAACAACACCAGCAUCAUCAUCAACAACAACAGCAUAAUAUGACCACGGCAGCAGCUGUAACUAUCGUCUCUAACAAUAACAACAGUAACAAUGCCACUUCCUCGUCACCACCUCCUCCACGACGGCUGUGUCUGGUAUGYGGUGACGUUGCCUCAGGCUUCCAUUAUGGUGUUGCAUCAUGUGAAGCUUGCAAGGCAUUCUUCAAGCGCACCAUACAGGGUAACAUUGAAUAUACAUGUCCUGCCAGUGGAGAUUGUGAAAUCAAUAAGCGACGGCGAAAAGCAUGUCAGGCAUGUCGAAUGCAGAAAUGUCUGAGGACAGGUAUGCUCAAGGAAGGCGUGCGCCUGGAUCGGGUGCGAGGUGGCCGUCAGAAGUACCGAAGACAGCCGUCAACUCCUAUACCUACUGCAGCGAUCUCUGUUGUCCAAUCAGCACCGCAAACUGUGCAACAGCAAUCUACUGCAGCGACAACUGUUAAUAACUCUAUUCACCACCAUCAUCAUCAUCAUACGCACAAUAACAAUGCUGCAUCGUCUAUUCAUCAUCACCACCAUCAACAGCAGUCUUUUAACAAUGCUUUCAGCAACAAUAAAAUCAUUACCACUGGAAACUACCAUCACCACCAUUCAUAUCACCAUCAACAAUCGACUUCAGGGCCUCGUAAUAUUUGUUAUAAUAGUAGUAACGGUACAACCACAGCAAUGUCGGUACACAACAGCCGGCAUCAUCACCAUAGAUCACUUAAUAGCAAUGGGGGUGUGACUGGUGGUUGGAACAACAAUAAUGACGAUGGUGUGUGUAUUAAACAAGAGUUUGAGCUGCAGUGUUGUUGUAAUGAUUCUACACCGGCUGUUGAUGCAAUUAGGGAAUGUGAAAAAAUGUUGGAAGCCCUUAGACAAUGUGAACCUGAGAUGCCAACCUUAUUAGGUGUCGGGGACGGAUCAACUAACGCUGCAAUCACUAUGGAGUUUUUCACACAGUCCUCGACGCUGGGGGUGAAACAAGGAACGGCAACUGCAGUGACUAUGGGUGGUAGUCUAGUCGAAGAUGGUAUAUCAUCAACAUCUUCGCCAUCGUCAUCGUCAUCAUCCUCGUCGUCAGCAUCAGCAUCGUCGUCACCAACGGUGGCUGCUUCUAUGGUGGUGCAUACUCUCGCUGAACUAUAUGACAGAGAGUUAGUAAGCACCAUUGGUUGGGCCAAGCAGAUACCCGGGUUCACUGACCUGUCGCUCAAUGACCAAAUGCGCUUAUUGCAAUCGACUUGGGCAGAACUAUUGACAUUAACCACGGCAUUCCGUUCUUUGGAACAGUUUAAUGGUCAAAAUGGUGACGGUAUUAGUGACAUUAAUAGUAUUGGCGUUGUCAGCGAAGAAUGUAGUGGCAAUGGUCUUAGGUUGCGGUAUGCUACAGACUAUUGGUUGGACGAAAAGUUGGCUAGAGAAUGUUGUUCUGCGACCAACAGCGCCACUUCAUCGUCAAAUGGUUCAACUACCACCUCUAGUACGACUAGCGGUACAGGAGUGAUAACAACUCCAACUGUGCUGGACAUUUACAACUUGUCAGCUCAUAUAGUUCGACAAUUUAAGGCAGUAAAUGGUGGUGAAGGCUUGACUUCCGAUCAGUACUAUCUGCUCAAGGCGUUAGUYUUGGCUAAUUCAGAUGAUCUAACAUUAGCAUCAUCAUCGGUAACGACAGCGACAUCCACUGGAAAAAACCUCGGUACCAACAAAUCGACGUCUAAAGGCGAAGAAGUGGUGGUCCAGCAGCUGCAGCCAUCAGCUGUCAAACAGUUCCGUUCUACCAUUGCUCGUGCUCUUCAAACCCAUCUUGAAAUGACCGUGGCGUCAGCACCGAAUUGUUGUUGUUGUGAUGGUGGUACUAAUUGUUGUUCUGCGCCAAGCAUGUCUAUGGAUUGCUGUGGCAACGGUGGAACCACCACUUCUGAUGCCAGUGGAAUGACUACAAAUUGCUGUAACUGUUGCUGYAACAUUAAUAGCAACAACAAUACUGCCCCAAAUCAGCUCGACAAUGGUGGCGAAAUCGUUGUCGUCGUUGACAAUCACCAACAGCAGCAUCAUCAUCAACCACAACAACGUAUGGAUACCACUGGCGGCAAUACAACCAUAUCCACUACAGAAGCUUCUGCGGCUACAGUAGUUGUCGUCGGCACCACCAACAAUGUAAUGAUGGACGAUGACGAUUGUUGUGGAAGCACUCCAUUAGUUGACAAUCAACAACUCCAUCAUCAUCAUCAUUCUCAUCACGCAGAAUCUACAGAUUCUGCUUCGUCUAAACUCGUACAAUUGCUUAUGUGUUUGCCUGCGCUUCGGCAAGCCGAUCAACUAAUCCGGCAGUACUGGACCCGAGUUCACCGGGAAAAUCAGCAACAAUUAGGUGCUGCCACACCAGCUCCACAACCACAGAUCACAGUCCCUACAGGUACUGAAAUAGGUUUUCCUAGGSAAUCUACAGCGGCUAAUCAUUUAUCAUCCAUAGGUAAUGAUGGCGGUGGUACACCUGUUGUCAAAAUGAAUAAGCUGUUUGUCGAAAUGCUGGAGGCCUGUCUGCGGUAAUUACAUUAUUCGGUGGUCGUCACACUGCUCCUAUAUGUAUUCUGGGUGGUGUUUCGGCGUUAAUAGCAGUGGUAGACAUCACAGACUUUUAAACUAUGUAAGAUAUAAUAAAACUCGUGUAAUCAAAUGAGGCAUCAUAACACAUUAUAUUGGUUGGAAAAUUAACAUGGAUAGAGAUUGAUAAAUCAUUCUAUCGCUAUAUAGUUAUUGAUAUUGUAUAAUAUAUAAUAGUAUAUAAUUUGUAUUUUUCUAUAUUUACAACCAAAGACUUGGAAAAUAAACAUCAACUGUUUAUAUGCAAAACAUUCCGGGUUAUUUAUCUAGUUUAGUAUGGAAGUCUGUGGGUAGUGUUAAAUAGUUUUACAAUAGUUGUAGUGUUUUGUUUUGUUUUGUUUUUUUUUUGUUUAUUAAUAGUAAUAGUGACGGAGACACUAAACGUUGAUAUGAGCGUUGAUGUGUUUCCAUUAAAUAAUAAAUUCAUUAGCGCCAUAUAUUUUUAAUUUUUGUUAGAAUUUUUCAAAUUUGUGUGACAGUUACAUAUAUUUGUUUCAUAUUUAUUUAUCACAAUACCCUCCUCUCAAAAACAUACCAAAAUUAUUGUUGUAUGUGUAAAUUGUAUACGAACUGGAUGUACGUUUAUGUUUUGAAAUAUAAUAGAUAUUUAUAGUA
Messenger RNA from Diuraphis noxia (Russian wheat aphid), 4390 nucleotides. RefSeq lists its product as uncharacterized. Gene Ontology annotation, molecular function: zinc ion binding; sequence-specific DNA binding; DNA-binding transcription factor activity. NCBI's taxonomy places the organism in Eukaryota, Metazoa, Arthropoda, Insecta, Hemiptera, Aphididae. Gene Ontology annotation, biological process: regulation of DNA-templated transcription. The record is from RefSeq and is a predicted model, not a curated record.